GCGUUCACUAAGCAUAAAACAACCGCAUAUAUCACAUCAGGCAGGUCUGUAGAAGACAUGGUUUAUGAUCGUCUUAAUCCAUCGCAUUCGUACAUUGUUGAUUUAUCUGCUGGUACUUGGGAAAAACACAUGGAGCAAGAAGAUCUCAAGGAAAUAUCGUCUUCCUAUGAUAAUGCCUUGAAUAAACCAUUGCCUAAUAAUUUGAAAGAAAUAUUGUGCAAAUUGAACAAGAAAUAUUGUUCUAGUGAUAUUUAUGAUGAAUUUAGUACGAUUGCUGCGCACCCGGUCAAAGACCCAGAGGUGUUCUGGUUAAAGCAUGCCAUUAUUGACUUUGUCUUAUUAUUCAUGGAUCAAAAUGAUGCCACGUUGAAGAUGCCUUUAACAGAGCAGGAUCUUUUGGAAGAUAUUUGAGACUUCAUUAAGAAAUCAAAGAGAUUAAGCGAAACAGCCUAUGUGACAGGUAUUGAAAGCCGUGCUUCUUCCAAGCAUAGAAACAGUAUGCGAAUGAUUGGCAGCAUAAACCAGGAAGAAAGAAAGGCUUCUGGCGAACAUGCAGAUCUCUGCUUCUACUACGGUUUUAAUGAGCUCGCAUGCCUUGAGCUCGGACUUGUCGAUAGUGGUUCUCAUGGCACAAAGGAGCUAAAAGAAGCAGGCAUAAAAUGCCAAUAAUGACGAAGAACUUCGCUCUUGAAAUAUCGCGACAGUACGCUAUCAACAUGAGCAGUAUUAAAAUUGUUGGCUUCGUAAUUAGC
This is a messenger RNA of Mycotypha africana, 752 nucleotides long. RefSeq lists its product as uncharacterized. The record is from RefSeq and is a predicted model, not a curated record. NCBI's taxonomy places the organism in Eukaryota, Fungi, Mucoromycota, Mucoromycetes, Mucorales, Mycotyphaceae. The transcript is spliced from 4 exons. The coding region runs from base 58 to 411 and encodes 117 amino acids.